Messenger RNA from Propithecus coquereli (Coquerel's sifaka), 831 nucleotides. RefSeq names its product developing brain homeobox 2 (gene DBX2). Gene Ontology annotation, biological process: regulation of transcription by RNA polymerase II. The transcript is spliced from 4 exons. Lineage: Eukaryota; Metazoa; Chordata; Mammalia; Primates; Indriidae. Gene Ontology annotation, molecular function: DNA binding. The coding region runs from base 1 to 831 and encodes 276 amino acids. The record is from RefSeq and is a predicted model, not a curated record.
AUGCUCCCCAGCGCCGUGGCGGCCCACGCCGGCGCGUACUGGGACGUGGUAGCUUCCUCCGCGCUCCUCAACCUGCCCGCAGCGCCCGGCUUUGGCAACCUGGGCAAGAGUUUCCUGAUCGAGAACUUGCUGCGGGUCGGAGGCGCCCCUACGCACGGGCUGCAGCCGCCCCCGCCCCACGGUCGGGCGGCCGCCCUAGCCUCGGCCGCAGCCGGCGCGCAGCUCCGGCCCCUGCCCGCCAGCCCCGUUCCCCUCAAGCUGUGCCCUGCGGCGGAACAAGCCAGCUCCGCCGGGGCGCCCUACGGCACGCGGUGGGCUUUUCAAGUGCUCAGCCCCUCCGCGGACGGCGCGAGGCUGCCGGGCCGGGCUCCAGCGGACCGAGACUGUACCUUCCAGCCUUCAGCCCCAGCACCGUCCAAACCUUUUCUUCUGAGCGCCCCGACAUUCUACUCGGCAUGUUGUGGUGGGUCCUGUCGGCGCCCUGUGUCCUCCGCUGCUUUUCCAAGAGAAGAGAGCGUGCUGCCUCUCUUGACACAGGACUCGAAUUCCAGAGCUCGGAGGGGCAUUUUAAGAAGAGCUGUCUUUUCUGAGGAUCAGAGAAAGGCUCUGGAGAAAAUGUUUCAGAAGCAGAAAUAUAUCAGCAAAACAGACCGAAAGAAACUUGCUCUCAACUUGGGACUAAAGGAAUCACAGGGACAGAUGUUAGCCAAAAUUUUACCUCUACAAGAACAGAUAGUUAAAUUUUAUGAAGAACAGAAUCAGGAAUGUGAAUUAUUGAAAGAAGAUUUCUAUAGAAAUGCAGCAUUUCCGUGUGAUAUCAUGUCAAAUUGA